AUGACCAUGACAAAUGUAACCACAAUGAAUGGAUUCCUCCUCAUGGGGUUUUCCGACAAUCCUAAGUUCCAAUUCUUACAUGCUUUGCUUUUCUUGAUGAUGUACAUGUUAGCCUUGAUAGGUAACCUUAUCAUUAUCACCAUCACAACACUAGAUCAACAUCUACAAUCCCCAAUGUAUUACUUCUUGAAACAUCUUUCCUUUCUGGACCUCUCCUUCAUUUCUGUCACUGUCCCCCAGUCCAUUGAGAAUACAAUGAUGAAUAAUGGCUAUAUUUCCUAUGGUCAGUGCAUACUGCAAGUUUUCUUCUUCACAUCUUUGGCCUGGGCUGAGGUGGCCAUUCUCACAGUCAUGUCUUAUGAUCGCUAUGCAGCCAUUUGCCUCCCACUGCGCUAUGAGAUCAUUAUGGAUCCCAAAACCUGUAAAUGCGCUGUGGCAGCUGUCUGGGUAAGUGGAAGCAUCUCUGGAAUCUUGUACACAACAGCUACAUUCUCUAUCACAUUUUGCAGAGCCAAAAUAAUCCACCAGUUCUUCUGUGAUGUUCCCCAGCUGCUGAAGCUCUCCUGCUCUAAUGAUUACCUUGGAGUGAUUGGAGUGGCUGCAUUCAUGUCUGUGAUAGCAUUCAUCUGUUUCAUUUCCAUUGUCCUCUCCUAUAUCCACAUCAUUUCCACAGUUGUGAGAAUACCGUCUGUUGAGGGCCGGUCUAAGGCAUUCUCUACCUGCCUGCCUCAUCUCUUUGUUGUGUCUUUUUUUCUCUCCACAGGAACUUUUGAGUUUCUAAAACCAACUUCAGACUCACCAAAUGCUUUUGACUUCAUUAUUUCUAUAUUUUAUACAGUACUGCCCCCAACACUCAACCCCAUUAUCUACAGCUUGAGGAAUGAGACCAUGAAGAGAGCUUUACAAAAGUUACUGCUUUCAAGUAAAUUCCACUAA
Molecule: messenger RNA, 936 nt
Organism: Erinaceus europaeus (western European hedgehog)
Lineage: Eukaryota; Metazoa; Chordata; Mammalia; Eulipotyphla; Erinaceidae
Product: olfactory receptor 14J1-like
Exons: 2
Coding region: 1-936 (311 amino acids)
Biological process (GO): G protein-coupled receptor signaling pathway
Cellular component (GO): membrane
Molecular function (GO): odorant binding; G protein-coupled receptor activity; olfactory receptor activity
Source: RefSeq, a predicted model, not a curated record